GACACCGUCAGGGGCUUCUUCCUGUGGGAGGCGGCCGGAAGUCGGAUUUCGGUUGCGGAGGCGAAGGCGGCUCCGGUGUUAAACCCUCAGCUGAGGUUCUUGAUCUUCCGCAAUGGGUGAGCCACAACAAGUGAGUGCUCUUCCACCACCUCCAAUGCAGUACAUCAAGGAAUAUACAGAUGAAAAUAUUCAGGAAGGCCUAGCUCCCAAGCCUCCACCUCCAAUAAAAGACAGUUACAUGAUGUUUGGCAAUCAGUUCCAAUGUGAUGAUCUUAUCAUCCGCCCUUUAGAAAGUCAGGGCAUCGAACGGCUUCAUCCUAUGCAGUUUGAUCACAAGAAAGAACUGAGGAAACUCAAUAUGUCUAUUCUUAUUAAUUUCUUAGACCUCUUAGAUAUCUUGAUAAGGAGUCCUGGGAGUAUAAAACGAGAAGAGAAACUAGAAGAUCUUAAGCUGCUUUUUGUACAUGUGCAUCAUCUCAUAAAUGAAUACCGACCCCACCAAGCAAGAGAGACAUUGAGAGUCAUGAUGGAGGUGCAGAAACGUCAACGCCUUGAAACAGCUGAGAGGUUUCAGAAGCAUCUGGAACGAGUCAUUGAGAUGAUUCAGAAUUGCUUGGCUUCUUUGCCUGAUGAUUUGCCUCAUUCAGAAGCAGGGAUGAGAGUAAAAACUGAACCAAUGGAUGCUGAUGAUAGCAACAAUUGUACUGGACAGAAUGAACAACAAAGAGAAAAUUCAGGUCAUAGGAGAGACCAGAUUAUAGAGAAAGAUGCUGCCUUGUGUGUCCUAAUUGAUGAAAUGAAUGAAAGACCAUGAAGGAUGUUUCUUCUUCUUUUUGCUUUUCUCUUUUCCUUUUCAGUAAAUGGUAUAUCUCGUUAAUUUGCUCUUGGAGAGUCUUAAAAGCGCUAUAACUAGAAGUCAUGUGAACGGCUUGACUCCAACUUUAUCAAUUAUGAGAUGUCACAGGCAUUGCACUGUAUGGUAAACAUAGGGAAAUGAGUAUAUAUGUAUACAUUAAGAGUAAUCACCUUAAAAAGGAAAGUGCUGCGAUUGUGUGGAACAUUCCUGGAUGUGGAGUUGCAGAAAACAUCGAAGAUAUCCUCAGUAAUAGCAAGCUUUCAUCUUUGAAAAGUAGAUUUGUCAUUUGCUUUAAGAGUGGUAGAUAAAUAAAGGAUAUCAAGUUGUAUAAAUGUGAAAUUAUAAAAUCUUUAGAUUUAUU
Odobenus rosmarus divergens (Pacific walrus) is the source of this 1217-nucleotide messenger RNA. RefSeq names its product mediator complex subunit 7 (gene MED7). The record is from RefSeq and is a predicted model, not a curated record. NCBI's taxonomy places the organism in Eukaryota, Metazoa, Chordata, Mammalia, Carnivora, Odobenidae. Gene Ontology annotation, biological process: regulation of transcription by RNA polymerase II. Gene Ontology annotation, cellular component: mediator complex. The transcript is spliced from 2 exons. Bases 113 to 814 code for a protein of 233 amino acids. Gene Ontology annotation, molecular function: transcription coregulator activity.